UUAUUUUUUAUCUGUUUCUCUCAAAAUCUAAUAAACAAGAUGUCUGCUAACGAGAAUGCCAAUGCAGCAGCAGCUCGCUUGAACAGAUUCAAGAACAAGGGCAAGGAUACUACAGAAAUGAGAAGGCGGCGUAUUGAAAUCAACGUAGAGCUGAGGAAAGCUAAGAAAGAUGACCAGAUGCUUAAAAGAAGAAAUGUUAGCACUUUACCAGAUGAUGCUACUUCUCCUCUUCAGGAAAACAGGAGCAAUCAGGUUUCAGCACACUGGUCAGUUGAAGAAAUAGUCAAAGGAAUUAAUAGUAAUAACAUGGAGCUUCAGCUACAGGCUACUCAAGCUGCCAGGAAACUCCUCUCAAGAGAGAAGCAGCCCCCAAUAGACAGCAUCAUUAGGGCUGGUUUGAUUCCCAGGUUUGUCUCCUUCUUGGGAAGAGCAGACUGCAGUCCUAUUCAGUUUGAAUCUGCCUGGGCACUUACCAACAUCGCUUCUGGCACAUCAGAACAAACAAAGGCAGUUGUAGAUGGAGGGGCUAUUCCAGCCUUUAUUUCACUGCUGGCCUCUCCCCACACUCACAUCAGUGAACAGGCUGUGUGGGCGUUAGGAAAUAUUGCAGGGGAUGGCUCUACCUAUAGAGACCUGGUUAUUAAAUUUGGUGCGAUUGAGCCACUGCUGAGUCUGUUGGCAGUUCCCGAUCUCUCUUCUCUGGCUUCUGGAUAUUUACGCAACGUUACCUGGACCCUCUCAAACCUGUGUCGUAACAAGAAUCCUGCACCACCCAUAGAAGCCAUUGAGCAGAUUCUUCCGACUCUGGUUCGGCUCUUGCACCAUGAUGAUCAUGAGGUGUUGGCAGACACAUGCUGGGCACUUUCCUAUCUAACAGAUGGUUCAAAUGACAGGAUAGAAGUUGUAGUGAAAACUGGAUUGGUGCCACAACUUGUGAAACUCCUGGGGUGUAGUGAACUGUCAAUAAUGACUCCUUCAUUAAGAGCUAUAGGAAACAUUGUCACUGGCACUGAUGAGCAGACGCAGGUUGUUAUUGACUCAGGAGCACUCUCUGUCUUUCCAAGUCUCCUUUCUCAUCAUAAAAACAACAUUCAGAAAGAAGCAGCAUGGACAAUGUCCAACAUCACUGCCGGGCGACAGGACCAGAUUCAGAGAGUUGUAGACCAUGGUCUUGUACCUUAUCUCAUUGGCAUUCUGAGGAAGGGGGAUUUCAAAUCUCAAAAGGAAGCUGUGUGGGCUGUGACUAACUACACAAGUGGUGGAACAACUGACCAGAUCGUGUAUCUUGUUCAGGCUGGUGUUGUCAAGCCCCUGCUGAAUCUCCUCUCGGCUAAAGACAGCAAAACUGUGCUAGUCAUUCUGGAUGCUAUUUCUAAUAUCUUUUUGGCUGCUGAGAAGAUUAAUGAGACUGAAAAACUUUGCCUCAUGAUUGAGGAGUGUGGAGGUCUGGACAAAAUCGAAGCUCUCCAGUCACAUGAGAACGAACAAGUGUACAAAGCUUCAUCCACCCUCAUUGAGAAAUAUUUCUCAGCAGAAGAGGAAGAAGACCACAAUGUUGUACCAGAAUCUACUGCUGCCAGCUACACUUUCCAAAUUCAGGGCAAUACCCCAGAUACUUUCAACUUCUAG
This is a messenger RNA of Antrostomus carolinensis (chuck-will's-widow), 1629 nucleotides long. RefSeq names its product karyopherin subunit alpha 2 (gene KPNA2). The record is from RefSeq and is a predicted model, not a curated record. The transcript has 10 exons. Lineage: Eukaryota; Metazoa; Chordata; Aves; Caprimulgiformes; Caprimulgidae. Gene Ontology annotation, cellular component: cytoplasm. Bases 40 to 1629 code for a protein of 529 amino acids. Gene Ontology annotation, molecular function: protein binding; nuclear import signal receptor activity. Gene Ontology annotation, biological process: protein import into nucleus.